Tripterygium wilfordii is the source of this 1628-nucleotide messenger RNA. RefSeq lists its product as uncharacterized. The record is from RefSeq and is a predicted model, not a curated record. The coding region runs from base 23 to 403 and encodes 126 amino acids. NCBI's taxonomy places the organism in Eukaryota, Viridiplantae, Streptophyta, Magnoliopsida, Celastrales, Celastraceae. The transcript has 2 exons.
UGCGGGAUCCGAAGAUCCCAUUAUGAUACCCGAUUACAUGAUGAAGCAUAGAGAGCUAGAGAGGAUGAUUAGGUUUACGUGGUUGGAUGUUCCACUUACCCUUUUCAGGGUUGACCCAAUAACCAUCUUAAAUUGGGCCUUCGGUGCUUAUGAAAAUGGACCCGAUCCAUUACAAAAGGGCAUGAAAGUGAUUGGAUAUUGGUUCAUCAUGGUCAUUUUGAUUUCAAGCGCGUCUUCGCCGUCGGCCGCCCCGGUGGUUCGCCUCUCUUAUUCCGUCGCGGUCUCUCUUUCUUUUACAGCUGUUCAAGGAGUGGAGAUGAUUGGCAAUUUGUUGCCAGCCUGCUUUUCUACUACUCGAGAGGAAAAUGAUAUACAAACACCAAAGUUUCAAGAGUUUCUGUGAAGCAUUUUUUCUCAAUUAUUGUAUUAGUUCUUCCUCCUUUGAAUAAUGUGUUACAGAAUUUCCUUAGAAAGUGAGUGACCUUACAGUUUAACAUGUGACAAAAGCUUAUGGCCUUUGGCAGGACACAAGGAACACUAAUGCCGAUGAGAAUUUGAGAACAUGUUAUUGCUUUUAUGUAUAUUUUUACAUCUGCAACAUGAUUUAGGCUAUUUUUUAAGGUGGCCUCAAAGUGGUUUUCAUUCAUACAAUCGUCUGCAUAGUUUUUUGCUUCAGAAUCAGAUGAUUCAUUCCUGAUACAACAUUAGCAUUUGUAGACAUCCACAAAUACUUAAAUCAGAUAUCUGAUAUUUCUCAAUCCUUAAUGAUUUUCUGUAGUGAAACUGUUAAUAGUUCCAUACAUUUUGUAGAGUUGUUUUUGGGGUAUGAGGGCAUUGAACUAUUUGUUGUGUCAUUUCAAAUCCAGUAUGACUUGUUAUAUUAAUCCAAUUAAAAAUAAAUUUAAAAAUUUUUGGUUCUAACUUCUAAGUAGUUCAUACAUACAAGUUAAAUUGUGGAGAACAUUAUGGUUUGUUUUUGUGUUACAGUUUUUAUGGUUUAGGCCAGAAAAUACUGUGCUGGGUUCAAAACAUAUUUGAUUUACAUUUUUUUUUUGCAAGUUUAAGCUUUAGUUUACAUUUUUUUUAGGGUGACUUUUCUUAUUUGGGCUAGGAAAUUAUAUGCUAGGUUGAAGCACAUUUUUUCCUACAAUAUUGAUAAAGAUGAUAAUUUAUUUUCUUGGUUCCAUGGGUUCCCUUUAUUGGAACCAUGUUUCUAUUUAUUUUUGUUUCGAAUUGGUCAUCAGCACUCUUACCUUGGAAACUCAUACGGUUACCUCAGGAGGACUUAUCCACACCUAUGAAUGAUAUAAAUACUACUGUUGCAUGAGUAUAGGUUUAGUGGGUGACAUUUUUUAGUUCUGUACAUGCUUCUAGGUUGAUUAUGAGUGGCUUUCUUGGUAAAAUUGAGAAUGAUAGCUUUGAAAUGCUCAGUCACUUGUUCAUGUCAGUCAAAAUUCAUAAUAUGCCUCACUUAGAAUUGUUGCAUCAUAAGGAAAGAAAAAAGAGAAAGAGCUUAGAUUUAUAGCUACUGCAAUAAUAGGCAGCUGUAUCAGGUGAUGUAACAUCUUAAGAGAUUGAAUCCCCUUCAAAAAUUUGUAUUCUACUAAGUCUUUCAGCCUUGACUAUUU